This is a messenger RNA of Chara braunii, 2247 nucleotides long. NCBI's taxonomy places the organism in Eukaryota, Viridiplantae, Streptophyta, Charophyceae, Charales, Characeae. The record is from the annotation of a GenBank genome assembly.
GCGCCGUGGUUUUUGUCCUUUUCAUUUUCACAUUCGGUGAGGUGGGGCGGCGCCCGCCCAGUGUCUCAAGCAGACGGCGGGCCCUAAAGGAACUACCAGUACCAGAGAAAACGUGGCGACGUGGGGACUUGGGCCAGGGCGGGAAUCCGCUGUGGAACUUUUUCGCUGUAGAGAUUUCGCCGGCCCCGCCUGAUUGGAAAUCGGGCCCCGCCUAAUUGGACCCGCAUCCAGUCCUUGGGAGUUAGGCAAUUGUCGAAUUCUCGACAGCCGUUCAUUCACUUGUUCUCGAAGUGAGUGCGGCCAUAGCUUGCGGAGGUAUACUAUAAUAUUCCAACACUGUAGCGUGUGAGGUACCUUCUUCCUCGUUUGUCCGCGUUGCUCCUUCUCCUCCUCUUCUCCCGCCAUCUCCACCUUGCGACUCGCUUGCCAGUGAGGUGGGGUGAAAUUGCCAUCGCCAAAGAGUGAAGUGAGCUUGUCAACGUUGGGGGUCAGCGGCAGUGGGUGAAUUGGUCCGGUCUCGUUGAGGGAAGUGGGAGGAGGAGGGCGGAAUGGCGUCUGCUGUGGCUGGAUCGAUGCGGCGGCUCGCCGCAUCAGCCCCCGCUCGCAGAGUUGCAACUCGUUCCUUUCAGACUGGAACGAAACCGAAAGCCAGCGGCGGCUAUGGGGAUGAACCAGCCUAUUUGCAUGCGGAGCAUAUGUACGAUCUUCCAUCCAUGAAGAAUAGGAAGCUGAAAAUGGGGUUGUUGGUAUUUGGAGGAUUGGGAUUUGGGAUCGCUGUUCCUCUUUUUGCGGUGGCCGUGCAGCAGCAGAAGGCCAAGGGCUGAUUACUACGGAAGAGAUAUUCGCUAGAGGGAGGCUCCCAUCUGUCCCAUGUGUUCCAUCUGUCCCGUCUGUUCCAGCUGGUGCCAUCUGUUCCAUGUGCCCCAUGUGUCCCAUGUGUCCCAUCUGUUCCAUGUGUUUCAUCUGUUCCAGCUGAGUCCUAUCUGUUCCAGCUGUGGCCCAUGUGUCCCAGCUGUGGCCUAUUUGUCCCAUCCAUUUGAUAAUCGUUCAUACAUAUAGGCUGGGCCUCCGUGCAUGCAAUUUUUUACAGAAAAAAUAGAGUCCCGAAAAUAGGUAGGUUGUGAGAGAGGGAGGGGGUGUCGGGUGGGUUUGAAUGAAAAAAAGAAAAUGCAGGAAGGGAGGGGAGGGAGGUAGAAUGGAUAUUGGUGGUUUCCCCGAUUUGGAGGAUGUUGACUUGGCGGGGACUCCAUCGAAAGCCCCUUCUGCCUUUUUCCUUGUUUUUCCUUAUGGCUGAGGUGGAUUUGGUGAACGAAAGUGACUGCACUCCUUUUGCUGCAUUGUUAUGUUCAAAGUGUUUGAAGACUGACUGGAUGAACGCAAAAGAGGGGGGGGGUGGCGGCUUUAUUGGCCUUUUUUUUGCCGUGUUCAUGGGUAGGAGGAAAAGAGUCUUCUCACUGUCUGCCCUUGAACAUGGCCUCUUUUGCCGUGGGGAAGAGGGGAAGCGGCAUGUGAAAAAGAGAUAGUAGAGACUUUCCGGCCAGAGUGUAAGGCCAAUAGUGUGAGGGUAAGGGUCUCUUCUUGUCCCCCAGCUUAUCCUCUUCCCGUGUCUAUGUCACAAUAGAUCGUGACAGCCUCCCUGCGUACACAGAAUAUCUCAGAUCCACUCACACACACACACACAGAGAAAGGGUGUAAUUGAAGUAUAAGAAAAAAAAAACUGAUGCAAUUUGUCCAAUAGUUACAUAGGGUGCUUCCACAGGUUGACAUUCAAUCCAGCCACACACACACAGACAGAGAGAGAGAGAGAGAGAGAGAGAGAGAGAGAGAGAGAGAGAGAGAGAGAGAGAGAGAGAGAGAGAGAGAGAGAGGAGGAGAGAGGCGGGGGGGAGGGGAAAGGUUGGCAGUGUUCAUAAUGGUUGAGCAAGAUGGGGAUUGACGAGGUGAUUGCGCAAGUUCUGCAACGUCCAGAUUAGGUGGCCGGGUGCAAAGUGCCCCGGCGGGCGGAAUUAUGUAAUGUGGAAAUGGUGUUUGGUCUGACAAAUGGCUGAAUAUUCCUUGAUGUAGAAUAUAUGUGAAUCGUUGAAUGCGUUUGUGAUUACUCAUACCAAGUGUGAGAGGGACAUAGGUCUGGAAUCUGGAUAUAUGAAGGCCAGCAUGUUUUUGUGUGCGUGUUUGUGGGGUGGUGCAGGGCUGAGGUGACGGGGGAGAGGGAGGGAAUGGGGGGGGAGCUUAGCUUUGAACACUGUA